AUGGAGAAGGAAAUGGAAGCUGCUUCAGUUCAUGGGGAAAUGAUCACUCAUCAAAGGCGCAAGGGUGGCUUCAUUACCAUGCCUUUCAUUAUAGCAAAUGAGGCACUGGCUAAGGUGGCUAGCGUUGGGCUUUAUCCAAACAUGAUAUUGUAUUUGAUUGGAGAUUACAGGCUACGAAUAUUGAAAGCAACCAAAAUUAUGUUCUUAUGGUUUGCCGUUACCAAUUUCAGUCCUGUGGUUGGUGCUUUCGUGGCUGAUUCUUAUUUGGGUCGCUUCGUUGCCAUUGGUUUAGGUUCUUUUCUCAGUUUCCUGGGGAUGGGACUGAUGUGGUCAACAACAAUGAGCCCACAGGCAAGGCCUCCACCUUGCAGAACUGAAAAGUGCAGAUCUGCAACAACACCCCAAAUGGCUAUUCUACUCUCAUCCUUUGCUCUCAUAUCCAUUGGAGGAGGUGGCAUCUCCUGCUCCUUAGCAUUUGGUGCAGAUCAACUUAACCAAAAAAACACUAAUCAGAGGGUCUUGGAGAGCUUCAUAAGUUGGUAUAUAGUUUCUCAAACUAUUGCUGUCAUUUUUUCCUUGACCGGAAUAGUUUACAUCCAAGACCAUUUUGGUUGGAAAGUGGGUUUUGGAGUUCCAGCAGCACUCAUGUUCUUCUCCACUUUCUUGUUCUUCCUUAUUUCUCCACGUUAUGUGAAGCAGAAACCACACAACAGCUUGCUCACUGGCUUUGCCCAAGUAAUUGUUGCUGCCUAUAAGAAUAGAAAACUUUCUUUCCCUCCUAAAGACACCACUGGAAUGUAUCACCAUAAGAAGGACUCAACCCUUGUUGCACCAACUGAUAAACUAAGGUUUCUGAAUAAAGCUUGCAUCAUCAAAGACAAAGAACAGGAUAUAGCCUCUGAUGGGUCAGCCUCAAAUAAAUGGAGUCUUUGCACAAUAGAGCAAGUAGAAGAACUAAAGGCUAUCAUUAAAGUUAUUCCUCUUUGGUCCACCAGUAUCAUGGUGUCAGUUAGCACCAGCCAAACCUCAUUUUGGCUGCUCCAAGCCAAAACCAUGGACAGACAUGUCACUUCAAACAUCCAAAUUCCAGCAGGUUCUUUUGGUGUAUUCAUAAUGGUGGCAGUGUGUGUAACUGCUGGUGUCUACGAUCGUGUCAUUCUUCCUCUAGCUUCAAAAGUUAGAGGAAAACCAGUUAAUGUUAGUGCCAAAAAAAGAAUAGGAAUUGGACUGUUUUUCUCCUUUCUGGACUUUGUAGUUUCGGCAAUUGUUGAGAGUAUAAGGAGAAAGAAAGCCAUUAGGGAGGGAUAUGUCGAUAAUCCUCAAGCAGUGUUGGACAUGUCUGCAAUGUGGCUUAUUCCACAUAAUAUUUUGUGUGGUAUGGGAGAAGCAUUUAAUGCAAUAGGCCAAUCAGAGUUCUAUUACUCUGAGUUUCCAAGCAGCAUGUCAAGCAUUGCAGCAUCCCUAUUCAGCUUAGGAUCUGCUGUAGGAAACUUGGUAGCUUCUCUUAUAGUCAGCAUUGUGGAUAGCAUUACUUCUAAAGGGGGAAAAGAGAGUUGGGUUUCAGAUAAUAUUAACAAGGGUCACUAUGACAAGUAUUAUUGGCUUCUUGCCAUAAUGAGUGGUGUUAAUAUACUCUACUAUUUGGUUUGCAGUUGGGCUUAUGGACCUAGUGCCCAAGCAACCUUAGAGAAGGAGGAAAGAUUAGCUGAAAGAGGGAAUAGGAUUCAUCAUGAUCAACAAGAAGAGGCAAUGCAAGGUUCUAAUGUGGGACACAUGCUUAAUCCUCAAUAA
This is a messenger RNA of Abrus precatorius (Indian licorice), 1791 nucleotides long. Its product is annotated as protein NRT1/ PTR FAMILY 1.2-like. The record is from RefSeq and is a predicted model, not a curated record. Gene Ontology annotation, cellular component: plasma membrane. Lineage: Eukaryota; Viridiplantae; Streptophyta; Magnoliopsida; Fabales; Fabaceae. The coding region runs from base 1 to 1791 and encodes 596 amino acids. Gene Ontology annotation, molecular function: transmembrane transporter activity. The transcript has 4 exons. Gene Ontology annotation, biological process: transmembrane transport; oligopeptide transport.